This is a messenger RNA of Dermochelys coriacea (leatherback sea turtle), 4227 nucleotides long. It is a transcript of the gene SIX5, whose product is annotated as SIX homeobox 5. NCBI's taxonomy places the organism in Eukaryota, Metazoa, Chordata, Testudines, Dermochelyidae. The transcript has 5 exons. Gene Ontology annotation, cellular component: nucleus; transcription regulator complex. Bases 1 to 2790 code for a protein of 929 amino acids. The record is from RefSeq and is a predicted model, not a curated record. Gene Ontology annotation, molecular function: DNA-binding transcription factor activity, RNA polymerase II-specific; RNA polymerase II cis-regulatory region sequence-specific DNA binding. Gene Ontology annotation, biological process: regulation of transcription by RNA polymerase II.
AUGUUCUCCGGCUACAUCGCCAGGAUGGACAAAAACACUCCAGUGCACCGUGUUCUCCAGCGCUCCCAGCAGGGGGUGCUAGGGGGAGGGGACGCGCGGGGGGGGGGGAGGCGGCACCCGAGCCCCGAACAUGGCUUCCUUCCCUGCGGAUCCCGCCGCGCCCGGCCGCGGCCCGGGGGGGCCCCCCCCCCGCCGGCGGGCGAGUCCCGCCAACUUCUGCCAACUUUAGCGGCCGCCCCCCCUUCCCCGCCGCCCGCCGCGGGCUCCCCGCCGCCGGCGGCCCCGCCGCGCUUCUCCCCGGAGCAAGUGUCGUGCGUGUGCGAGGCGCUGCUGCAGGCCGGCGACCCGGGCCGGCUGGGCCGCUUCCUGGGCUCGCUGCCGGCCGAGCCGGAGCAGGCGGCGGGCGGCGAGAGCCUGGCCAAGGCGCGGGCGCUGCUGGCCUUCCAGCGCGGCGACUUCGGGGAGCUGUACCGGCUGGUGCAGAGCCGGCCCUUCGCCGCCCCGCACCACCCCUUCCUGCAGGACCUCUACCUGCGCGCCCGCUACCGCGAGGCCGAGGCGGCCCGGGGCCGGGCGCUGGGCGCGGUGGACAAGUACCGGCUGCGCAAGAAGUUCCCGCUGCCCAGCACCAUCUGGGACGGCGAGGAGACGGUGUAUUGCUUCAAGCGCCGCUCGCGGGCCGCCCUGCGCGACUCCUACGGCCGCAGCCGCUACCCCAGCCCCGAGCAGAAGCGGCGCCUGGCCCGCGACACCGGCCUCUCGCUCACCCAGGUCAGCAACUGGUUCAAGAACCGGCGGCAGCGCGACCGCAGCGGGGGAGGCGCCGGCACCCCCAGCAAGAGCGAGUCGGAUGGGAACCCCAGCACGGAGGACGAGUCGAGCCGGGGGCUGGAGGAGACGGAGCUGGCCGUGGGGACACCCGCCGCGCCGGAUGGGGCCGGCGCCUCGGGGAACCUCUUCUUGCCAGCGCCCAGCGGGGCCUCGUCUAUCCUGCUCAACGGCAACUUCAUCACCACGGCCGGCCCGCAGGCCAUGCUGCUGAACAGCGGCUCCGUGCUCCAGGCGCCAGGCGGGGUGCUCAUCAACGGGCUGGCGCUGGGCGACAGCCAAACCAUCACCCUGAGCCCUGUGGCGCCCACCCCGCCCGUGCUUCUCAACGGCACCGCCCUGGCGGGGGCCAAGUCCCCAACCGGCACUGGCCUGGAGUCACCGCCGGCCACCUCAGCCAGGCCUGACAUCAAGGCGGAAGCCGGCGAGGCGCUGCCCUCUCUGGUGUUCAGCCCGGGUGCCUUGGAGGUGAAGACGGAGGAGAGCCAGGUGGUCGGGGCCCUGUCCGAGGUGCCCACGUUCCUUCCCCUGCCCCCGGCCGCGUCCGACCCGAAGGGGGUGCUGCUUCCCGCGCCAGCCAGCUCAGUGCCCCAGGUGGUGCCGUCGGGCGAGGAAGCGCCCUGCCCGGCCCCGGCGCUUCCCCAGCCGGUGGCCUCCGGCUCCCAGAUCGUCCCCCUCUCCCACGUGGUGCCCAGUUCUCAGCCUGGCCAGGCCCUGCCGGUGACGUCGCCUCCCCCGGCUGCCACCCCGCUCCUGCAGGGCUCUCCCCUGCUGUCCUUCCCCACCCUCACCUCGCCCAUCCCGGGGCCAUCUCAGGCUGCCCCGGUGCCAGCUGUGGUCCAUGUCCCCGCCCCACCCCUGAUCCCUAUCUCCCAGGUCUCGCCCCCCUCCCAAGUGGUGCCCCUGUGCCAGCCGGCCCCAGGCACCCCGGUGCUGUCGCCUCCCCAGACGGUGCCGCUCUCACCCACCCAGGUCUACUCAGUGCCCCAGGGGGCCCCCGCCCCGCAGCUUCUGUCAGUGCCCCAGGGCUCCCAGCUCAUCUCGCUCCCGCAAGUGGUGCCCACGUCGCAGGUGGUGACGCUGCAGCAGGGGGUGGGGCCAAUCCAGAUCCUGGCCAGUGCCGCCCCACUCAAGGUGGGGGCUCCGCAGGCGGCCGGCGGGACUGUGGGGCAGAGCAACGUGCACCUCAUCAAUGCCAACGUGGGCGUGACCACGCUGCAGCUGCCUGCCGGCGCACCAGGGAACUUCCUCCUGACAAACCCAGUGCCGGGUGGCGGCACCAUCCUCACCGGCAUGACGCUCCAGCAGGGCAAGCUCAUCCUGACUGCCACCUUCCCGGCCACCAUGCUCAUGUCCCCGGUGCUCUCCACCCCCGCUGGCAGCCUGGCCCUGCCCAUCAAGCAAGAAACGGCGCCACUAACAGCGGCCAGCACCCCCAUCCCAGGGCCCGUGAACUCCGAGGGCACCGGGGCGGGCCAGCCGGCCUUGGCUUUCGGGGCGGACGGUGUGGCUGGCCGCCAGCCUGGCAUCCUCUCGAACUUCCCCCAGGAGGGCCUGGUGCUGUCCCCGCUGCCUCAGCCGGCAGCGUGGCCCGGCUCGGCGGGCAUGGAGAUGCAAGCGGCUGGCACUGAGGGGCUCUUUGAGAUGGAGAAGGGGGCGGUGGAGGUGCUGGACGGCACGGAGCCGAGUGGCCUCCUGCUGCCCGAGGGCGAGGGGCUGCUGCUGGGCAGUUCAGGCAGCGACCCCCUGGAUCCCGAGGGCCUCGACUCGGAUGAGAAGGUGCUGACCCAGCUGCAGUCGGUGCCGGUGGAGGAGCCCCUGGACUUAAGGAGCAAAUCCUGCUGCGUGAUUCCAGCGUGCCCGGGACCAUCACCCCGGUGCGCCUCGCCCCACCUGUAUUUAAUGGUCUCACUGAUUUUUGAAUCACUCUUCCAGCAGGAGGAUAAACACCCCACGAGCUGAACCUUUUUAUAUUAAAAAAUAAAGUGCAUUUAACUUUUGUAAACAUUCACUACGUCGGAGCGGUGGCCGCUCAUGCCAUGGCCAGCCGAGGCCACAUUUCCCGCCAGCCUGGUGGGGUUUGCUCGAGGGGGUACGGUUGAAGGCUUUAGACUCCCCCAAAUCUCACUACAGAGCUACCGGAGAGCCGUUUUGGUGCGGAGUCCUCUCCAUACAGGAUGCCUGGGUCCAGAUCUACCACAGGACAGGAUUCCUCCCCCUGUGGGACAACCAGGUUCUCGAUCUGCGGUAGAACAGGACUCCUGGGUCCCAGAUCCACACCAGACCAGAUCCCAGCCUGACGGAGUAAUCGGGUUCUAGAUCUGUGCCAGGCUGGGAUUUCUGCUCCAUGGAGUAACUGGGUUCUGGAUCCACACGGGAGUGGGAUCUGUCUGCCACCAUGGAGUACUCAGUUUCUAGACCUACAUUGGGAUAGAAGCUCUCCCCUGCCAUGGAGCUACUGGAUUCUAGAUCCAUGUCUCAAUGAGAACCCUGCCUCAUGGAGUAGCCAGUUUCUUGAUCCCUGGCAAUAUGGGAUCUCUUCCCCCCCCGCAAGGAAACCACCAGGUUCUUGAGCCACACUGGAACUGGAUCCUCAACAGUGCAACUGGAACCACAUCAGAAUGGGUUCCCACCCCUGGAGCUUCCAGGGUUCUAGAUCAUCGUCUGAAUGGGUCCCAGCUUCAUGGAGCUUCCAGGUUCUAGAUCCACAUUAGAAUGGGUUCCCACCCCUUGGAGCAACUGGCUUCUCUUGGACCCACCUCGGAACAAGCUGCUCUUUGUGGUUUUUCAGCCUUUGUUGUCAUCUGGGACCGGAUCCGCUGUCGUCCUCUCUUCUUUCCCGGUUCCUCAUCCUCAAAAUCCAGAGCUUCCAUUGUGACUCCUUGAAGUUGUUCCCACCAUGGCGCCCAUGGGCUCCUCUGGCACCCUGGCCUCCCAUGAGCCUGCUGGGUUUCUCUGGCUGUCCAAGACGAACAAACUGGAGGCGGGGUCAGCUCUGUCUGGCAAGCCAGCGGUGUGGCACCGGUGGUUCCUUCCCUUCCCCCUCCACCCGUGCACCAUGGUUAUUUGUGAGGGACCCAGACUGGACACUUGAAUCUUGGGGCACUGCCUCCUGUCCCACCCUCCUCUCACCAGGUACUAGUGCAUCUCACUAUUAUUAUUAUUAUUAUUAUUAUUAUUGUGUUCACCAUUUUGCUACAAUUUUUUUUUGUGAGGAACAAUCAUUUCUACCCCAUAUUCUUUUUUUUUUUUUUUAAAGAAGCUUCUGUCGUCAUCCCUAUACACUAUUACUGUUGAUUUUUUUUUUUAAUGUAGCGCUGUGUGUCUGUCUGUCUGUCCAUCCAUCCAUCCUGGUACUGUAUGAAAUUUGUAUAUCCAUAAAUAUAUCUAUAUUCUAUA